GGAGUCGCAGGCGGGUGGCGGCGGCCGUGCUUGGUAGUGAGGGCGGGAGGGAGUGAGUCACUGAGCGUGUGUGAGGGAGGGAAGGAGCAAGCGGGCGAGCGAGCAGCCCGCGCCGUCCGCCCGCAGCACCAGCCAGGCCCCGCCGCCGCCCCGCAGCCCAGCGCCGAGGCCGGGCCGAGCCGAGCUGGGUCGGGCCCGGGCCAUGCUGCUCACCGUGUACUGUGUGCGGAGGGACCUCUCCGAGGUGACCUUUUCCCUCCAGGUCGACGCCGACUUCGAGCUGCACAACUUCCGCGCGCUGUGCGAGCUCGAGUCCGGCAUCCCCGCAGCCGAGAGCCAGAUCGUCUAUGCUGAAAGACCCCUCACAGACAACCACAGAUCGCUGGCUUCCUACGGCUUGAAAGAUGGGGAUGUCGUGAUUUUACGACAGAAGGAGAAUGCAGACCCUCGGCCUCCAGUGCAGUUCCCAAACUUGCCCCGCAUAGACUUCCGUAGUAUAGCCGUGCCUGGCACGUCAGGCUCCCGGCAGCGCCGGCCACCAGGAGCACAGCAGUCCCACUCAUCUCCCGGAGACAUAGCUUCAUCUCCUCAGGGCUUGGACAAUCCAGCCUUGCUCCGAGACAUGUUGCUGGCCAACCCCCAUGAGCUGUCCUUGCUGAAGGAGCGCAAUCCACCCCUGGCGGACGCUCUGCUCAGUGGAGACCUUGAGAAAUUUUCUAGGGUCCUGGAGGGACAGCAGCAGGACCGAGCCCGGAGAGAGCAAGAAAGGAUUCGUCUCUUUUCUGCCGACCCUUUUGAUCUUGAAGCUCAGGCAAAAAUAGAGGAAGAUAUAAGGCAACAGAACAUCGAGGAAAACAUGACAAUAGCUAUGGAAGAGGCUCCUGAAAGUUUUGGCCAAGUGGUGAUGCUUUAUAUUAACUGCAAAGUGAAUGGACAUCCUGUGAAAGCCUUUGUUGACUCAGGUGCCCAGAUGACUAUUAUGAGCCAGGCUUGUGCAGAAAGAUGUAAUAUAAUGAGGCUGGUGGACCGUCGGUGGGCAGGGAUUGCCAAAGGAGUGGGCACCCAGAAGAUCAUCGGAAGGGUACAUCUAGCUCAGGUUCAAAUUGAAGGAGAUUUCCUGGCGUGCUCUUUCUCUAUCCUUGAGGAACAGCCUAUGGACAUGCUUCUGGGACUGGACAUGCUGAAACGGCAUCAGUGUUCCAUCGACCUCAAGAAAAAUGUGCUCGUGAUCGGCACGACAGGCUCACAGACCACCUUUCUGCCCGAGGGAGAGUUACCAGAGUGUGCCCGAUUGGCGUAUGGGGCGGGGCGAGAGGAUGUGCGGCCAGAAGAGAUUGCAGACCAAGAAUUAGCAGAAGCUCUUCAGAAAUCCGUAGAGGAUGCAGAGAAAAGUGGUAAAGAAACUACCUCACUGGGAAUGUCAUCCUUACCAACUUCAGAUGGAUUUAACCAUCCAGCCCAUCCUUCAGGACAGAGUCCUGAGAUUGGUAAUCCUAUGAGUCUUGCUCACUCUGUCUCUGCUUCAGGCUGCCCUGUCGAGCCCAGUGACCCUGACAGCAUUGAACCUAAAGCUCUAAAGGCUUUGAAGGCUUCCGCUGAAUUCCAGAUAACCUCUGAAAAGAAAGAACAUCUUCCUCCACAGGAUCUUUCUGAUUGUGCUUCUUCAACAGACAGCGCUCCAGCCAUGCCUCUGCAGAAUUCAUCCGAAGAAGCCAUUGUUGCAGAGAAUAUGGCGAAAUCUGCUGAAAGAAGCACCCAGGGCCUCAGAUCUCCUCUCCACACAAGACAGCAAGCUAGUUUAUCUGUCACGACUACUAGUGUGCAAGAACCACCGGGGUUUCUAGGUGAAAAGGGUUGGCAUCCAGAAAGUCAGAACCCGAGUCAAGGGAAUGGCCUUCAGCAGCACAAAGAACCAGGGAAUGAACAGCAUGAGGUUGUACAACAGAAUGCUCUACAUGACCAAGAACAGGGACAUCUCUGUAACACAGGGGACUUUGAACUUCUUGGAGAAAGGCAACAGAAUCCACAAAGAAGUGUUGAUUUAGAAGCUACAAUGAAAGAAGACAGGCUACAGCAGAAUGUGGACCUUCCAGGUACAGAGGAAAAUAUUCUACCUUCAGGAUGCUUUGGCUGCCCCCAUUCAGAAACACUCAUGGAAGUGGAUACAGUUGAAGAGUCCCUAGUGGCUGUGCCUAACUCAGCGGAUGGUCAGAAUGCCAAUGUCAAGAACAUCGGUGCACCCGAUCUCACCUUAGAUAAUCCCCUGAUGGAAGUAGAAACCUCAAAAUGUAAUCCUUCAUCCGAAAUUUUGAGUAAUUCAAUUUGCACUCAGGAUUUACAACUCCCAGACGAUAACGUUGAAAUGUCUGGAACAAAUAAAGAAGAUGGGGAUUGCUCCCUGUCUUUAAGUCUCUGUGGCAGUUGUCAGCCUUCUGUGGAGUCAGCAGAGGAAUCCUGCUCAUCUCUAACAGCAGCCUUGAAGGAACUCCAUGAACUUUUGGUCAUUAGUAGUAAACCAGCUUCAGAAAAUACAUCUGAAGAAGUUAUCUGUCAAUCGGAAAUGGUAACUGAGGGCCAAACAGGUGUGAAGGACCUUUCUGAAAGAUGGACCCAAAGUGAGCAUGUUCUAGUUACCCAGAACGAAGAGCGUUCACAAGUCUCCUUUCAUCAGACCAUAACUGUAUCGGUGAGGGCAGAAAAGUUAACAGACACUUCAAAUGGUGCUGGAGUAGAAGAUGUAGAAAAUAUUAAUGUCAGGGAUCCAGGUGAUGGCCUAGUAACUGAUAAGGAAAGUGUCCCCGAGUCUAGGGAAUCCGAGAACAAGAGCAGUUCUGACGCUCUAGCCUCAGCAAAAACGUCUGAUCAAGUACACUGCACCUUAGGUGUAGAAAUCUCACCCAAACUUUCAGCAGGUGAGGAGGAUGGUGUCAGUCCCACUUCUGAGCAAACGAAGUCCUGGUCCAGUUUCACGUUGGUUGAAGAUCUGGACCAGGGCGCACAGAAUCCGGUGACAGACAGGCCUGAGACACGACAGGAUGUCUGUCCUGAAGCUGCAGGGCCACUUGUUGACUUUGAACCGCCCACCAGCCACCCAUCACCAAGUCCCUCCAUUCUUCCACCACUGAUUUUUCCUGCUGCAGACAUUGACCGGAUUCUCCGUGCCGGCUUCACUUUGCAGGAAGCUCUUGGGGCUUUGCAUCGAGUUGGUGGAAAUGCAGACCUUGCACUUCUUGUCUUGCUCGCAAAGAACAUUGUAGUUCCUACAUAACCAAGGAAAAGUGGGCUAAACCAUCCUCCAUUCCCUUAAAAAAAAGAAAAAAAAAAAAAAAGC
This is a messenger RNA of Herpailurus yagouaroundi (jaguarundi), 3331 nucleotides long. RefSeq names its product protein DDI1 homolog 2. Gene Ontology annotation, molecular function: protein binding; aspartic-type endopeptidase activity. Gene Ontology annotation, biological process: proteolysis. The coding region runs from base 203 to 3268 and encodes 1021 amino acids. The record is from RefSeq and is a predicted model, not a curated record. Lineage: Eukaryota; Metazoa; Chordata; Mammalia; Carnivora; Felidae. The transcript has 9 exons.